Molecule: messenger RNA, 741 nt
Organism: Corticium candelabrum
Lineage: Eukaryota; Metazoa; Porifera; Homoscleromorpha; Homosclerophorida; Plakinidae
Product: probable ATP-dependent DNA helicase RecS
Exons: 6
Coding region: 1-741 (246 amino acids)
Biological process (GO): double-strand break repair via homologous recombination
Cellular component (GO): chromosome; cytoplasm; nucleus
Molecular function (GO): 3'-5' DNA helicase activity; four-way junction helicase activity
Source: RefSeq, a predicted model, not a curated record
AUGAGAGAUCAGGUCGCUAUUUUAAAGCGCAAAAGAAUUGCAGCUGUCUUUGUUGGUGAGUCGGAUUCGUCAGACGCUGCUGUCAAGGUAGGGAAAUUCUCCUAUGUCUAUGGAAGCCCCGAAGUGCUUGUCGGCUCACGCGAGUGGCGAUGCGCCUUACAAGCAAAUGAGUUGAGAGAGCGGUUAGUAGCCGUGGUAGUGGACGAAGCUCACACAGUAGUUCAGUGGGGCACUGCAUGUCAGGACGUUAGUGAGGAAAAGGAACCAUUUUUCGCGUAUGGUGUGGCCUGGAAAGCUCUCACAUUAGUAUUAGGCCUCCGCAAUGCUGUCGAAAUUGUGAAGAGUCCUGAUAGGCCAAACAUCCAUCUCUCAGUCAAAAGAGUAGCUCCCGACUUUGAGACUACUUUCGACUGGCUUCUAAGAAUGAUUCAGACGUUAGGAGUGGGCUGCCCCAGAAGGGCUUUCUCUCCAGAGAGUGAAACUUUGGUUGAGAAUCGACUUGUGGAAAUGUAUCACUCCAGCAUCCCUGAAGCUAACAAGAAGGCAAUAUUGACAUCUCUGAGAGCUGUUGACGGAUUGCAUACAGUUGUUCACUGGGAACCAGUCAAUACUCUGGAAAGCUAUAUGCAGGAGAUAGGUCGGUGUGGCAGAGAUGGUGGUCAAAGCAGAGCCGUUUUGUAUUAUCAUGGAUAUCUUUUGGAACAGUCAUCAUCAGGAGGUCAGGGAUGGUGUUCAUCAUAG